Pogoniulus pusillus (Red-fronted tinkerbird) is the source of this 3863-nucleotide messenger RNA. RefSeq names its product cell adhesion associated, oncogene regulated (gene CDON). The record is from RefSeq and is a predicted model, not a curated record. The transcript has 20 exons. Gene Ontology annotation, molecular function: protein binding. Lineage: Eukaryota; Metazoa; Chordata; Aves; Piciformes; Lybiidae. Gene Ontology annotation, biological process: cell-cell adhesion. Bases 253 to 3717 code for a protein of 1154 amino acids.
AGCCUCCGCCGCCACCUCCUCCUGCGAGCCGGGGCGCCGGUGGGAGCGGGGCAGGGCGGAGAGGCUCUGCGGCGCGGCCGGGAGGCGUUGGAUGGAGGCUCCCACCCGCCGGGCCGCCCGCCCCAGCCUGGAAUGUCCUGGGGACCGGGGCCGGGACCAGGGAAGGGGGCGCGGCGGCUGCCGCCCUGAGAUCUCUGGGUGCCUCUGCCCAGCCCUGAGCUCGCUGCUUUCCAAGGUCUCCCACCUGGCGCUAUGCAUCCUGAUCCUGGGCACCCACAGGCACUGCUCCUCAUCACUGCCGUGGGCAUCGUCGCUGCCACCAGCUCAGACCUGACUCCUCGCUUCACCUCCGAGCCCUCCUCCGCCAUCCAGCGGCCCGGGGGCUCCGUGCGGCUGCGCUGCGCUGCUGAGCCCCCCGCGGCUCGCCUGUCCUGGCUGCUGGAUGGGCAGCCCCUGCAGAGCCGAGCGGGAGAGGUGGAGAUCCAGGCUGGCUCCCUGACCAUCGCCGCCCUGGGCCGGGCCACCGCCGGGCGCUACCAGUGCGUGGCCGCGGGCGGCGCGGGGGCGGUGCGGAGCCGCCCGGCGCUGGUGGCCGUGGCCGGCCUAGGUGACUUCGAGCCGUGGGGGCAGCCCAGAGCCGUGGCAGCAGAGGAAGGAGGAACAGCUCUGCUGGGCUGCAAGGUGCCAGAGAGCCAGCCUGAGGCCCAGGUGCGCUUCCAGCUGCGGGGCAGGUGGCUGCAGCAGUCCACAGACAACUACCUGCUCCUUCCAUCUGGACACCUGCAGAUCCUGAAUGUCUCUCUGGAGGACAAAGGCCCCUACAGGUGUGCAGCCUACAACCCACUGACCGGAGAGCUGCGGGUGGAGCCCAGCGGGCGCCAGCUGGGAGUCACUCGCUCCUCCUCAGGUGGCUUCCACAUCCUGCACCCAGUGUCCCCCCAGAGCCUGGCCGUGCCUCGUCACAGCCCCCUGACUCUGGAGUGUGUGGUCAGUGGGGCCCCUCCAGCCUCCGUCCGCUGGCUGAAGGAGGGGCAGGAUGCACUGAGCAGAGGCAGGUGGAGGCUGCUCCACUCCCACCUGGUGACAGACAAGCUGGAGGUGUCUGAUGCUGGGAAUUACUCCUGCGUGGUGGGGAAUGGCUCUGGAGUGGUGGAACACAGGAACUACUCCCUGACAGUACUUGAGCCUCCCUCCAUCUCCAAGGGGCUGCAGGACGAGGAGGUGGCCGCCGGAGGGUCCGUGCAGUUCUGGUGUGAGGUCCGCGGCAGCCCUGCCCCCAGCCUGGCCUGGCUCCACAACGCGGCCGCCCUGCGCCCGUCCCCGCGGCACCUGGUGGCAGGGAACCGCCUGCGCAUCCGCGGCGUGGCCCGGGAGGAUGCUGGCUUGUACCAGUGUGUGGCACACAACGGCCUGGGCUUCGUGCAGGCCACGGCCAGGCUUCGUGUCCAGCCAGCUCCCGCAGGACCCAGCCCAGCCGCAGCAGAAGUGCUCCCGGCCAAGCCUGUGCCCAGCGGAGGAGGAUUUGGCACAGCGACGGUGACGGAGAAGGCCUCCGAAGGGGCUGCCCCCCCCGAAGCCCCAAUCAUCCUCAGCCCCCCCCAGACGCCCAAGGCAGAUGUCUACACCCUGGUGUGGCGCCCGGGGCGCGACGGAGGCCUGCCCAUCAACGCCUACUUCGUGAAGUACCGCAAGCUGGAGGACGGCGUGGGCACGGCAGGCAGCUGGCACACGGUGAGGGUGCCUGGCAGCGAGCACCAGCUGCGGCUGACCGAGCUGGAGCCCUCCAGCCUCUACGAGGUGCUGAUGGUGGCCAGGAGCGCGGCGGGGGAGGGGCAGGCUGCGAUGCUGACCUUCCGCACCAGCAGAGCUCUCUUACAGGUCCCCUCCUGCCAUGUGUGCAUGGAAGCUCUUGACCGUGGGGGUGGUGGAACACUGCAACAGGUUGCCCAGGGAGGUGCUGGAGGCCCCAUCCAUGGAACCAUUCCAGAGAGAACAUCCUCCUCCAAGAACACUCAGGCUCCCUCCCCGCCCGCGGGCCCGCCCAAGGCUCCUGUCCUUCAGGAGGGCACAAACAGCUUCGGCGUCGUCCUGCCCGACCUCUCUCGGCACAGCGGAGUGCCAGAGGCUCCUGACCGCCCAACCAUCUCCACAGCCUCCGAGUCCUCUGUCUAUGUCACCUGGAUCCCCCGUGCCAAUGGGGGCUCCCCCAUCACUGCCUUCAAGGUGGAGUACAAGCGCCUGGGCCGCAGCAGCGACUGGCUGGUGGCAGCCGAGCACAUUUCCCCGGCCAAGCUCUCCGUGGAGGUUCGCAACUUGGAGCCAGGAGAGCUGUACCGGUUCCGGGUGAUCGCCAUCAACACCUACGGGGAGAGCCCUCGCAGCGCAGCCUCCCGCCCCUACCAGGUGUCGGGCUCCAGCGGGCGCCGCUCCCGCCGGCCCGUGGCGGGGCCGCACAUCGCCCACACCGAGGCGCUCAGCGACACCCAGAUCCUGCUCAAGUGGACGUACAUCACCUCCAGCAACAACAACACUCCCAUCCAGGGCUUCUACAUCUACUACAGGCCCACGGACAGCGACAACGACAGCGACUACAAGAGGGACGUGGUGGAAGGCACCAAGCAGUGGCACCUGAUCAGCCACCUGCAGCCAGAAACCUCCUACGACAUCAAAAUGCAGUGCUACAACGAGGGGGGCGAGAGCGAGUACAGCAACGUCAUGAUCUGCGAGACCAAAGUCAAACGCUCGCCGGGGGCCUCCGAGUACCCCUCCAAGGAGCUCAGCACUCCCCCGAGCGCCCCCGAGCGGCCGGGGGGCGGCGGCGCAGGCGGUGCCCGCAGCGGGGACAUGCUCUACCUGAUCGUGGGCUGCGUGCUGGGCGUCAUGGUCCUCAUCCUCAUCGCCUUCAUCGCCAUGUGCCUGUGGAGGAGCCGCCAGCAGGGCGCCACGCACAAGUACGACCCUCCUGGCUACCUCUGCCAAGGGGCAGAGCUGAGCGGGCAGCUGAUGGAGUACAGCAGCCUGCCUGGCACCAGCCUGGUCAAUGGCAGCAUCCACAGCAGCUUCCUCACCAACGGAGCCCUCAGCAACGGCUGCCCACAUGCCCACCACAAGGCUGGCAGCGGAGUGAACGGGCUGGGGAACGGAGCUGGGCUGUACCCUGGGCACAGCAGCUCCCUGCCCAGCACACACCUGGACUACGAACACCCCCAGCAGCUGGUGAAGGGGGGUGGUCUGUACACGGCCGUGCCGCAGGCUGAGCCCUCGGAGUGCAUCAACUGCAGGAACUGCCACAACAACAACAGGUGCUUCACCAAAGCCAACGGCACUUUGGGCAGCGCUGCCCUGCCCCUCCUGCCCCUCGCAGCACCUUACCAGCAGGAUGGGUUGGAGAUGAAGCCUCUCAACCACCACCUGAUGGUGGCCAUGUGCUUGGCCUCCACCGUGCCAGAGUGCAGCGCCAGGCUGGAGGAGGACAGCAAGGAGAGGGCAGAGCAGCCCCCAGCACAGCACCCCUGCUGCCAGGGCAGGAGCCAGCUCCCUGAGGGUGACACAGAUGGUGACUCCUGUGUGCACUCAGAGACCUCCAACCACAUUCUGAGCUGGAGCCCUCUCAUUCUGCAGCCUCUCUCCAAGGACUGUAGGCAAAAUCCAGGCUGGAGCUCAUCUGGAGUCACCUUCAGAGGUCCAGAGGACCUUCAGCAGCCGCAGGAGACCUGAGCCAGAGCCCCCAGGGAGCGCCAGGAGUGCAGAGCUGCUGCCAGGGAGUGCAGGAGGGAUGGGAACUGUCAGAGCCACUAUUUAUUGCCGUGGAGCAGUGCCAGAGGAGUGCAUCUCGGGGUUAAAUGUUGCCUUUUUAUACUCUU